This is a messenger RNA of Austrofundulus limnaeus, 5928 nucleotides long. It is a transcript of the gene ap3d1, whose product is annotated as adaptor related protein complex 3 subunit delta 1. Gene Ontology annotation, biological process: anterograde synaptic vesicle transport; synaptic vesicle budding from endosome; neurotransmitter receptor transport, postsynaptic endosome to lysosome. NCBI's taxonomy places the organism in Eukaryota, Metazoa, Chordata, Actinopteri, Cyprinodontiformes, Rivulidae. The record is from RefSeq and is a predicted model, not a curated record. Gene Ontology annotation, cellular component: membrane coat; presynaptic endosome; terminal bouton.
GUCUUUUUUGUGUUACAGCUUCAGAUGCUGGGCUAUGAUGUCAGCUGGGCCGCUUUCAACAUCGUUGAAGUCAUGAGUUCCUCAAAGUUCACAUACAAGAGGAUUGGCUACUUAGCAGCCUCACAGUGCUUUCACGAGAGCACAGAUGUCAUCAUGCUGACAACCAAUCAGAUUCGAAAGGAUCUCAGUAGCCCUAACCAGUAUGACACAGGUGUCGCCCUCACUGGCCUCUCUUGUUUUGUGACUCCUGACCUGGCUCGGGAUCUUGCAAAUGACAUCAUGACACUGAUGUCCCACACUAAACCUUACAUCAGGAAGAAAGCCGUGUUGAUCAUGUAUAAAGUGUUUUUGAAGUACCCAGAGUCACUCCGUCCUGCUUUCCCAAGGCUUAAGGAGAAACUGGAGGACCCAGACCCAGGUGUCCAGUCAGCAGCUGUAAAUGUAAUCUGUGAGCUGGCCAGGAGAAAUCCCAAGAACUAUCUGUCUCUGGCUCCACUUUUCUUCAAACUUAUGACCUCUUCUACUAAUAACUGGGUUCUCAUUAAGAUAAUUAAACUGUUCGGUGCCCUCACACCUCUGGAGCCGAGGUUGGGGAAGAAGCUCAUCGAACCUUUGACAAAUCUAAUCCACAGUACUUCUGCCAUGUCUCUGCUAUAUGAAUGUGUCAACACUGUAAUUGCAGUGUUGAUUUCUUUAUCCUCUGGGAUGCCUAACCACAGUGCUAGUAUCCAGCUCUGUGUGCAGAAACUACGAAUCCUGAUAGAAGACUCGGACCAGAACUUGAAGUACUUGGGCCUGCUCGCCAUGUCAAAGAUUCUGAAGACCCAUCCCAAGUCGGUGCAGUCUCAUAAGGACCUGAUCCUUCAGUGUCUGGAUGACAAAGAUGAAUCCAUUCGUCUCAGAGCUUUGGACCUGCUUUAUGGCAUGGUAUCGAAGAAGAACUUGAUGGAGAUUGUGAAGAAGCUGAUGCUACAUGUAGACAAAGCCGAAGGAACCACCUACAGAGACGAGCUGCUCACCAAGAUCAUUGACAUUUGCAGCCAAAGCAACUAUCAGUACAUCACCAACUUUGAGUGGUACAUCAGUAUCCUGGUGGAGCUGACCCGAUUAGAGGGCACGCGGCACGGCCAUCUCAUCGCCUCUCAGAUGCUGGACGUUGCCAUUCGGGUCAAAGCCAUCCGGGCGUUUGCUGUCGCCCAGAUGGCAACGCUGCUGGAUAAUGCUCACCUGCUGACGGGCAACACGCAGAGAAAUGGCAUCUGUGAAGUGUUGUACGCUGCUGCCUGGAUCUGCGGCGAGUUCUCGGAACACCUGGAAAACCCAAUGCAAACAUUAGAGGCUAUGUUGCGACCAAAGGUGGCCACCCUGCCUGGCCACAUCCAGGCCGUGUACGUACAGAACUCAGCCAAGCUGUUUGCCACCGUGCUGAAGAGUCAGGAAGGGGACACAGAUGGCACAACCGCACAGGAAGCCAGUCAGCUGAUGAUAGACAGGCUGCCUCUGUUUGUCCAGAGCGCCAACCUCGAGGUGCAGGAGAGGGCGUCCUGCAUCCUGCAGUUGGUCAAGUACAUCCAGAAGCUUCAGCAGAAGGAUGUAGAAGUGGCAGAAGAAGUCUGUGCUCUGUUUGCUGGAGAGCUCAACCCUGUGGCCCCUAAAGCACAGAAGAAAGUUCCUGUUCCUGAAGGCCUGGACCUGGAUGCUUGGAUCAACGAGCCUCCAUCCGAGAGCGAGUCAGAGGACGAGCAACCAAAGGCAAUUUUUGCUAAAGAGGAGCCAAAACACUCCCGUUCUCGUCACACAGAGGUGGAUGAGAAAGAGCUGGCCAGGAGGAGAGAAGCCAGGAAGCAGGAGCAAGCAAACAAUCCGUUUUACAUCAAGGCCUCCCCAUCCUCUCAAAAGGUGUAUCAGGAAACUCCUGGAGUGGAGCACAUCCCAGUAGUUCAGAUUGACCUCAGUGUGCCUCUCAAAGUCCCAGGUCUGCCUAUGUCCGACCAGUACGUGAAGCUGGAGGAGGAACGCCGUCAGAAGGCGAGAGCAGAGAAGAAAAAGAAGGAAAAAAAGAAGAGGAAAGAAAAGCGCAGCGGACGAGGGAAGAAACACGACUCCGGUCCGGAGAGCGAAGAGGACAUCGCACCUGCGCACAUGGUCGACAUUGUAACCGAGGAGAUGCCAGAGAAUGCCUUACCCAGUGAUGAUGAUGAAAGAGACCCCGCUGACCCGCACAAAGCUCUGGAUAUCGACCUGGACAAUUUGGUGGAAUCGGCUGGGCGCAGGCCGCUUGCAGACAGUGAGAAGCUGCCGGUCAGGUCCCACCGUGCCGUCGAGGUUCAGAAAAGCCCCGUAGAGGACGGAGAGAGAGAAAAUGCAGCUUCGCAGGAACCCAAGAAGAAGAGCAGCAAAGAAAAGAAGGAGAAGAAGAAGGAUAAAGACAGAGAUAGAAAGAAGAGCAAAGAAGAAAAAAAGAAGAAGAAACACAAACAUGAAGAGAAGGAGGAGGACCUUCUGGGCGAUCAGACGGACGAGCCCGUGGUCCAAUCAGAAGAAACAAGUGAAGUGGCGGCACCGCCCACUUCCACCUCCGCUGAGGUUUCGGACCUGGAUUUCUGGCUCUCAAACGCUCCACUGCCCUCUAACACCCAGAAGUCCUCCAAACACAAGAAGAAGAAGCAGAAAAAGGAAAAGGAAGACAAGGAGAAGAAAAAGAAGAAGAAGCAUCAUCACCAUCAUCACCACAGCGAUGAAGGUGGAGAAGAGUCGGUGCAGAAUGGGACUGUCGAGGAGGAGGAGGAGCCUCUUCCGCCCAUGUCCAAUUACUGCCUGCUGGCUGAGAACACCUACAUUAAGAUGAUGAUGGAAGAUGCUGACGAGGUGUAUGACAUCCAGGGGAACCUGCAGGAUGGCAGUCAGGUGGUUGUCUCUGUUAUAUUUGAGAACAAGUGUGACAGCUUCCUGAAAUCCAUGGAGUUCAACGUCUUGGAUUCUCUGAACUCCAAGCUGCAGAGGCCAGAAGGCUCAGGUCCACACGAUGGCCUCGUCGUCCCCUUCCAGCUUCCUCCUGGAGUUUCUAACGAGGCAAGGUUUGUCUUCACUGUGCAAAGUAUCGUAAUGCCCCAGAAGCUAAAGGGAACUUUAACCUUUAUCGUCAAGAAUGAAGACUCCUCCACUCAUGAGAAACUGGACUUUAAACUGCACUUUACAUGCACCUCCUAUCUAAUCACUACUCCUUGUUACAGUGAUGCUUUUGCAAAGCUUCUGGAGUCGGGAGACCUGAAGAGCAGCUCCCUCAGACUGGAGGGGGUUAACAUGCCCUUCCACCAUCUACUGGCCAGGAUCUGCUUUCACCACCACUUCUCUGUUGUGGAGAGGAUCGACUCCUGUGCCUCCAUGUACAGCAGGUCCAUUCAGGGUCACCAUGUCUGUCUGCUGGUCAAAACUUCUGGUCAAACGGUGUCCGUUGAUGCAAAAUGUGACGAGCCAACGCUGCUUGGGAACGUACUGGAUGAGAUCAAGCAGACCUUUUCUCAGUGCUGAUUGUGUCUGACAGCCCCAGGGUGCUCACCCCCCCUACACAAGCUCUCGCCGACUGCCCCACUCCGUCACUAAAACACAACAUAAUCACUUUACAAAAUACAGCGGUUGGCACCUCCAGCUUCACCCUAUUUAUUAGUCCUCUUCCUUUCUCCUACGUCAGCUUUGUUUCUCCUCAGCUUCGUGCUCAGUGGUCGUUUUACAGACUCUAUGUCCACACUCUUCAUCUUCUCCGCAGCGCACCAUAAUGAUUGUUUGUUUGUUUGUUUUUUUUUACUUCCUGGUUUUCAAACGGCCCUCCUCCUUCCACCCUGACUCUACACUGAGCCGCUUGUUUCUGGAUGCCCUCACCUCCUCCGCUCUUUCUGACAUCGCCUUUCUGCACUCCACUCUGCUGGCAGUUCAGCCUGUGACAGUCCUGUAGUGUGUCGUUGACAAACUGGACAUUUGCUGUUGAUUGGUGAAUUGUAUUUUUACUGUUUUUGAAGUUUUACGUUUUUGUCCGUAGUUUGUUUUAGUUUGAUCUUUUUCUAUUCUUUUUCUUUUUGAGCCUGUCUGCGCCUUUUGUCUUUUCUGCUCACUGAACAUUUCAUCUGUGUAGGCCUGGAAAAUAAACAAUGUGACCGACUCUUUUUCAGACAGUUUUGGCUGAAAAAGUGCAUACUCUAACUUGUUGACUGACCGGGUGUCUAGAGAAGACUGAAAACUGGGCAGCUGCAUUGAUGAUGGAAUACAAAAAAAAAGGCUAAAUAGACCAAAAUGAGUUAACUUGUAUAGAAUAACCUUUGUCCUACUUGCUUGUUGUUGAGAUUCGGAGCAGACCCAUGCUCCUCGUGAAGCUAAGCUAGAAGAUUAUGCAGCAAAAUUAGCAUUCUUCAAGGUCAUAUAGAGCCCCACGUAACGUCUACAAGUAUAUACUCGCUAACUGAAAUGCGCUAAUUUGCCCCAAAGACUUUAAACACAUCAUUUCUUUCACAAACCAAAUAAGAUUAGAAUCCUUGAGUUAAAUAGUGCAAACGUAUGAAGAAUGUACAGCAUUAAGAUGACAUUACCAGGACAGGUUUGUUGUUUUAUCAUGCUUGGUUUCCUGGUUUACCAACCAGUGACGAAAGCUUCUCAUGUUGCAUAUUUUCUUUUGUGCCCUCCAUUUGAAGUUAUUUUUUGAAGUUUGUUAAGAACUAGAGAAAAACUAUCGCAGCAAACCCCAGCUUCCUCUGAUUCAGUAUUAGUCGACCCGGCUUCCACUGGAAGGGGAGCGUCUGCUCUGUCUUCACGUGUUCUCGUGAAAUAUUUGCACUCGUGCCACUUUUUUCAUCUCGGUAAUUCCACCAGGGCUGGCGAACGCUCAGCUGACAUGUAUCCUUGAUGUUUCUUUGCCCUUUAGAAACUGCCUUGCCUCUUUUUUGUGCAUUAAUGUGUCAUGAGGAGCAUGGAAAUUAAAAAUAAAAAAAAGAGCUGGCCCUUCUAUUACGAGCCUCUCAGAGGUAUUCGAUGUUUCAGUUAGCAUCAGUCAUAUUUGAGCUCGUGUUCCCUGUCCAGCUUUAUCCUUUGUAGUAAGAUGAAAACUGACUUGGUAGCGUUUGUUCAUAUUUCCGGGUACGGCCCCUUUCACAUUUGUUUGCUGUUGUAGAUAAUUAUAAUGAUGAUGUCUUAGACCAGAAGGUCAGGUCAGUCAUUCCACUAGAUAUUCUGUAGAGUUUGAACACCGAGAAGAUCAGUUGUUUCUCAAAAAAACAGAUGAUUAUGCAUUCCUCCUUCCUGAAAGUGACUGAUCAUCAACGAGUCAAAGAUUCAUUUAUGAUCAUUUUGUGCAUAAUUGAUAAAUUCAUUUACUGCAUGAUUAGGAAUGUACACUUUAAUUUCUCGGACAUCUUCAGAAACUUGUCAUUCCAUACUGUCGUUUCCACCCCCCCCCCCCCACACACACACACACAUUUUCUAUUUUUAUGUUUACCUGAUCAUUCUCUGUUUUGAUUGUGUUGUGUUUUUAUCUAUUCUAAGUUCAGACAUUAAAAGAAAAUAUUACUGAAUGUUUUAAAUUAUUAAACGCAGGGGGAUGGAAGGGGCUUCUGCUUGGUGUCGUGACACUAAAGGCGUGGGGCUCGGACAAAAAAAUAAAAAAUAAAUAAAACUCGCUGGAGCAGAGCAGUUCACCUGAAGCAGCCCACUGUCUUAAUUCUGUUGGUUCAGUUCUUGUGAGAGAUUUGACCAAGUUCGGCUUGUAACAUUGAGAUAUACACUCAAAAUGACAGAUUUUAAUGAUCAUGCCUUUUAUUUCUCCAUAUUCACUUAUCAAGCUUACAGUGUACAUUGUCAUGAUGUCAAAGGGGCAAUAUAAAUGAUAGAGUUCCCUUUAAAUGAAGUCCACUCAAAGUAAAAAUAAAGCCUGUGAGAAGCUUC